AUGUCUCAUCCAAAAGGAAUUAUCUUUCCGGAAAGUAAUAAUAACAAAUCAGUCGUUCGACGACGUCUACUGCUUCGUAAUAAUACAAAAACGGAUUUUGCUGUAAAAUUGAGAACAAAUAGUCCAGAAUUAGCAAUAGAUCCGGCACAAGGAUUUCUUCAAGCCGGACAUGUUCAAUCUGUUAAACUUUCUCUUGAUAGCGUAUAUAAAACACCGAACCGAUCAAUAAAAAUUUAUUGUCGUCCGGUGGAUAAAAGAUCAGAGGCUGAGUGUCGUCGUUGGUUUUUGGCACCACCAGAAAUUAGCGAAUCGAAUAAUCAACUCGCACAAACAUUGCAAAUUAAGACAAGCGUCGGUUUUACACCUCUUGAGACAGUUCUUGAUCUUCCAUGUCAUGCGAUUGCCAUUCAAGCAGAGCAAUAUCCCACUUUUAUGGCUAGUGAUUCAGAUACGGUUACCGCUCGUCAAAUUGAUAGCGGUACUACAACUGCUUGUAUGAUAUCGGAAGCAGAAUUAUUAGCAAUGUUACCACCAGAUUGGGUGCUAAAUACAGCACAAGGAAUUGAUGAAAAAAAUGGGAAUAUUUUAUCUUUUUCACGUCCUACUUGUGGAUGGCUUGAGAAAUUCUUCGAUUUAAUCUUUCCACCUGAUGAAACACAGGAAACAGUUGCACCUUGUGGAGCAAGCCGAUGA
Molecule: messenger RNA, 693 nt
Organism: Cercopithifilaria johnstoni
Lineage: Eukaryota; Metazoa; Nematoda; Chromadorea; Rhabditida; Onchocercidae
Source: the annotation of a GenBank genome assembly